Messenger RNA from Clonostachys byssicola, 2499 nucleotides. The record is from the annotation of a GenBank genome assembly. NCBI's taxonomy places the organism in Eukaryota, Fungi, Ascomycota, Sordariomycetes, Hypocreales, Bionectriaceae.
AUGGCGAACGAACCCACCAGUCAUCAGGUCGCUGAAGACCUCGAGACUUCUACCUUGGAGGCUGCCGGCUGCGAGAGCGAGUCCCUCGACGUAGAACAAGAGGGAACAACACUAAGCUCCAUCGAAAAGAGCCUCACCAUCUGUUUUUCCAUUCCAUCCAACUACAGCCCGAGCUGGAAUACCUCAUCAGCCUUCCGUGAGCUUGUGCAAAACUGGAGAGACGGCAUCGUUCGAUCAUUCAACCUGAAAGAGACGCAGUUUCACGUUGUUAAAGAAAACAAGUCGACCGAUCAGAAAGACGAAAUACUAUUCAAGGCACUAAAAAAAGCUCCUGGAGUUCCUGAUCAUGAUUCCUGCAUGGGUUUCAUCCGGUUUUUCGGAGGCAUCAUCGAAAUCACCAAUCGGGCCGCGUCCCUGCAGCCAAAACACCUAGACUUUGGGCAAAGUGACAAAACGCGGGACGACAGUCAAGCUGGUUUCCACGGGGAAGGCUUGAAACUCGCUCUAUUGGUUUUCUUACGCCAAAACUUUCGCGUCCGUUGCAUUAGCGGCAACACCACAUGGAACUUCAACUUUACCACGGCUGGCAAGCUCGUCGCGAGGCUCGAUAAGAUGCAGCGAGAAGCCAUCAUCAAAGAAAAGAAGUCUACAAAGAAGCUCAAGGAUGAUAAUGCUGUUCCUUUUCAGGCGUCUCCCUAUCAUGACGUCAGAUUCUUCAUUGGCGAAAAGGGCAAGGGGAGAAAUCGGAAUGGUAAAUCCACACAACGCAAGCACGUCAAGUUGGGGGCUUUCAAUAAGUGGUGCCGCUCAGCUUUGUUCCUGAGUGACCUUCCCAACCAGGAGAAAACAAUCAUUACAACAGAGUACGGCGACCUUAUCCUCGACGGCUCAGUCCGGGGAAACCUCUACCUGAAAGGCCUCUUGCUCAAGGAGUUUAGCCCAGGUGGAUCCGCAAGCGUGUCAGGACUAAAACUCAAGUAUGCAUACAAUUUUCGACAUGGCGAAACCAACCGAGACAGACAAUCUCGCACACACUCAAUCGAAGAAUACCGGACAAUCCUCAACAUCUGGAAUGACGUGUUGCAACUGAAACCAAAUCUCAUUGCGGCCCUUCAUGGCAUGCUUGUCUCCACGAAUCCAUUUGCGGACGUGCACUUGGCUGAGUCGCUUAUGGGGAUUGACUCGGCACAUAGAUUGAGAGAUCAUCUCUUUUAUGAUCGGGCUAAAUGGUACUAUUCCGAUGAAGAGAUGUCCAAGGAUCCUCGCCUCAAGAUAAUCAUGCAGGGAUUGGCCGGGACCGGAUCUAGGCUUCCUGGUUCUUACUGGUGGGUUUUGGCCAGAUUCCAUCUCAUCCGUACUGCAAAGGAAGAGCAGGAGGACCGGUUUAUGAAGUCGAGAAUCGCAAUGGUAUCACCGGCGAACAAAUUUGCCGAGAGUCUCGACAGGCUUCUUCGCUCAUGCUUACAAGGAAUACCUGGCCUGGACAAUAUCGACUUGGUGUUUGUCCGGGCGGGCCAGCUCCACCUCCACACUUAUCUCAAAGAUUCUAAAUUCAAGAUUCACGAGAGAUGGCUCGAUAGUGAACAGGUAGUGAGCGAACUCAAACUAUCCAGCGACGUUCCAGAAAGCGAUGUGCUCUUCCAUGCUGCCCAAUGGCUUGUCAGGGAGCUUAUUGACCAGAUACCAGAAGACAAAUUCCUUAGAAGCAAAGAGGGCACCGUAGAAUGGGACACCGUAGAAUGGGACAAGAGAAAGGUCACCAACUAUGCUGUUCAGAGGCUGUUAGAAUUUACCAACGUCAACAAUAGUGUCACGCUACAGCAAGCUCCGUCGGGUAAUGCGAACGAGCUCAUUCUAGAAUGGAAUCGCUUCUCGUCAUGGUGCCAAGUAGCAGCGAUAAAUGUACAGCUACAUCAUGAGGCCAGUUGCCGAAAACUUCACGACCGCCUCCUCUCCACCGAGUUCAAUACAAAGAACCUACCUUGCAGAAAAUUACAAGAGGGGCCAACGGAAGACGUCAAGCCAAUCUACUUUGCUAUGAUCACCAAGCACAACGAGCCCGGCUCUAUUGCCUUGUUUUCGGAAACGUGCAAAGUCCUUCGCCUACCGGCAGAAGUAGUCGACCUCACUAUGGAUGAGGUUCCAGCGCUUACGCAAUCCGCGAUCUCUCAUCAUUCGUUGGAAAGCCAGUCCCAGAGCGAGACAAGCCAAGUUCCACUCAUCUCGGUCGAUAAUGUAUCAAGUAGAUCAGAAUACGAGAAGGAGGAGGAAGGGGCACCUUCAUUCUGCGCUGGCAAACCGAUUGAAAAUCUGGAUCUUGAGCCUCGUGAUUGGUACGAGGCACGAUCACCCAAUGUGGAGGGUGCUGUUAUAGGAAUCCCCAAGCCUACAUCAACAAAAGGUCGCAAACGACGACGGGAACAACACGAUUUAUGCACUAGUGACAAGAUAUUUCUUGGAAUCAUUCUUUACACUCGCCCUCCAAAGAGGAACCGAUGA